AGAAAGAAAGAAAGAAAGAAAGAGAGCCAAGUCCCCGCCGACGUCUCCUGCCCUGCCGUGGCAGCGGCCGCUCCGCAUUCUUGGCAUUCCUGGGCCGUGACUCCGAGGUCGGCGGCUGCUCCUCCAAGCAGCUCCGCGUUACGCGCCAGAGAAAGAGCGCCGUGCGCGCGCGCGCGCGCUUCCCGACCGCCACUCCGGCUCCUCCUCGCUUUAUAAUCCAGACUCCAAUCCCCUCCCUCACGCCCUUUCCCCACCCUCCUGGCUCCCUAGCCGCCCCCUGUCCCAGCGCCCGUCCUGCCCUCCUUCCCGAAUUUUAUGCCUCCUCUCUCAAACUUCUCCAAACUUUCCCCAGCGCCGCUGGGACGCACGAGUGUGUUUCUUAGCGAAGGGGGAGGAGAAGGCGGAGUCGGUUUUCCUUCUCUUUCUCUCCCUGUUUGCUGCUCCCCAACAAAACUUCGCCACCAUCCAGAUUCUCCCUUUUCUCACAGCACCGCCCCCCCCCCGCGCGUCUCCAGUUAUUAUUAUUAGUAUUAUUGCAGCGAUCAACUUAAAACUUUCUUCCCCUUGCUGCUUGGAUUUUUAUGAUUUUUUGGUGAAGAAGGAAACUUUGCGCAUCCAUCGCUGGAUCUUCCUCACGGAGUUUUGUAUGCGUGCGUGUGUGCUUUGCAUAAAAGCUUUACUUUUUCUCUUGGGGGCGGAGAAAGGAAGGGAUCCCAGCGGACGAGGCGCGUUGGGGAGAAGAAGCUGCUUUUGGGUGACCCAAGAAACAGCAGGGAUCUGCCUUUGGCAUGGGCAACCUUUCCGAAACCUGGAGGAGAAGAGCAGCCACUGGAGCAGCGAUAUUCAAGUCUCUCUUGCUAAGAAGAUCUAAAGCGUGAGAAGGCGAAGCCCCAGCAGCCAUGCCGUUUGGGUUGAAAUUGCGAAGGACCAGGCGCUACAAUGUCCGGAGCAAGAACUGCUUUAUGACACGGAUCCGCUUGUUGGACAACAACGUAAUUGAGUGCACGCUCUCUGUGGAGAGCACCGGGCAGGAAUGUCUGGAGGCCGUGGCUCAGAGGCUGGAAUUGCGAGAGACACACUAUUUUGGCCUUUGGUUUCACAGCAAGAGCCAGCAAGUGCGAUGGGUGGAAUUGGAGAAACCUCUGAAAAAGCAGCUGGACAAGUUUGCCAGCGAGCCUUUGCUGUUCUUUGGGGUCAUGUUCUACGUGCCCAGCGUUGCCAGACUACAGCAAGAAGUCACAAGGUAUCAGUAUUACCUGCAGGUAAAAAAAGAUGUUCUUGAUGGACGAUUGCGAUCUUCACGGGAACAUGGGAUCAAGUUAGCUGCCUUGGCGGUUCAAGCUGAUUUUGGAGACUUCCAUCAAUUUGCAUCUCAUGAUUUUCUCCGGGAAUAUGUAUUGUUUCCUAUGGACUGGAUCCAAGACGAAGCCUCCCUGAAGGAGCUGACUGACAAAGUAGCCAAGGUGCACACAAAACACAGUGGCAUCUCUGCAGCGGAUGCGGAAUUCCUAUACAUCAGUGAAGUAGAACGACUAGAUGGGUUUGGGCAGGAAAGCUUCCCUGUGAAGGACAAUCAAGGAAAUGACAUGCACCUUGGAAUCUACUGCAUGGGGAUUUUUGUCAAGAACAGAAUGGGAAGGCCCACAGUGAUCUACAGGUGGAAUGAUAUCGGGAAUAUAACACACAACAAGUCUUCCAUUGCUGUGGAACUGCUCAACAAAGAAGAAACUGUGCUCUUUCAUACCGACGACCUUGAAAAUGCCAAGUAUAUUUCACGGCUGUUUGCUGCAAAGCACAAGUUUUACAAGCAAAACAACAUCUGCACAGAACAAUCAAAUUCCCCUCCUCCUAUUAGGCGGCGGCCCACCUGGAGUCGAUCAUCCUUGCCAAGGCAACACCCAUUUAUUAUGCCACCUAUGCACCUCCAGUGUGGAGAGCACUACACGGAAACUCACAAUUCACAAGACAGCAUUUUUCACGGAAACGAAGAUAUGUUUUACUGUAGAUCUCAGAGCAGCUUGGACAGGUGCGCGAUGGACUUCAGCUACUUGAACGGCAACGUUCCCAACGGCAGCGUGUGCAGCGCCCAGAGCACGAACUCUCUCAACCACUCGCAGAACUUCAUCCAGGCUUCCCCGGUGUCCUCCAACCUCAGCAUCCCUGGGAGCGACAUAAUGAGAGCGGACUACAUCCCCAGCCAUAGGCACAGCGCGAUUAUCGUGCCUUCCUAUAGGCCGACGCCAGACUAUGAGACGGUCAUGAGGCAGAUGAAGAGGGGGGUUGUCCACCCGGACAGCCAGAGCCAGUCCUUGAAGAACCUCAACAUUGGGAACACCCAUGCGUACAACCAACCCAAAGACCUUGUGUACAGUCAACCGGAGAUCCGGGAGAGGCCUCCUUACGCCAUUACGUACGGGCCUCAGGGCACUUACAAAAAACACGCCGCGCCAUCUGAGCAAGUGAACCCCAUCAACGCUGCGCAGACGAAAGCAGCGGCCAGUUCCAUUUCCCACACCGUCAGCACCCCGGAACUGGCCAACAUGCAAGUCCCCAACAACCAGAGGUGCGGCACAGCGCACAUAUUAAAGAACUACCUUUUCAGGCCCCCGCCACCAUAUCCGCGCCCCCGUCCUGCGACCAGCACACCCGACCUCGCGAGUCACCGCCACAAGUAUGUCAGCGGCAGCAGCCCCGAUCUGGUCACUCGCAAGGUGCAGCUCCUGGUAAAGACUUUCCAAGAGGACAGCUCUCCGGUGGUUCACCAGUCUCUCCAGGAAGUUAGUGAGCCCCUUAUGGCGGUCAAGCACCACGCGGCCGUCAACAAGCGCCACAGCUUGGAAGUGAUCAGCAACAUGGUGCGCGGCAUAGAAGCGAUGGCUUUGAAGAGCCUCAACGCCCCUCUGCCGCGCAGGAACACGUUGCGCGAGCAGGUGCAGCAGGAGGAAGUGGGGCCCAGGGCUCACGAGGUCCAGCAGCUCCCUCACUACCACCACAAGAAGACCUUCUCGGACGCCACAAUGCUGAUACACAGCAGCGAAAGCGAAGAGGACGAAGAAGCUUCGGAAUCGGUGCCUUCCAUGGCGGCGCUCCAUGAAAACGUGGAGUACAGCGCUCAGCUGCAGGCCGCCUUGGCUAGGAUACCAAACAAACCUCCCCCUGAGUAUCCGGGCCCCAGGAAAAGCGUCAGCAACGGAGCCCUGAGCAAUGAGCAGGCGAACGUUUUGCUGGCUGCCUCUCGAGCCAGGGCUGUCAGGCCGGGUCCUGCGAAAGCCAUCAGCAUAUCUCGGACUGAUCAGGCGUCAGUCAAUGGGUCCUCGCUCGGCCCAUCCAUCUCCGAACCGGACCUCACAAGUGUAAAGGAAAGAGUCAAGAAAGAGCCAGUGAAGGAGAGGCCUGUGUCGGAAAUGUUUUCGAUUGAAGACAGUAUCAUAGAAAGAGAGAUGAGGUAUCUAGAGAAACAGAAGAUGGCAGGCCUGGAGGCCCAGAAGAGGCCCUUGAUGUUGGCAGCGCUCAACGGUCUCUCAGUCGCUCGAGUUCCAGUGCCUGAGGACAGCCAGGAUGAAGCAGUCAAGGUGCCAAUGGAUGAGCGGUGCAAAAUCCUGAGGAGGAAACUAGAAGAGGGGAUGGUGUUCACUGAAUAUGAGCAGAUUCCAAAGAGGAAGGCAGACGGGGUCUUUACCACAGCGACGCUUCCGGAGAACUCCGAGCGUAACCGUGUCCGAGAAGUUAUUCCGUAUGAGGAGAACCGCGUGGAGCUCGUCCCAACCAAAGAAAACAACACGGGCUACAUCAACGCCUCACACAUAAAGGUUACAGUGGGCGGAGAAGAAUGGCACUACAUAGCCACACAAGGACCUUUGCCACAAACAUGCCAUGAUUUCUGGCAAAUGGUGUGGGAAGAAGGGGUGAAUGUGAUAGCCAUGGUGACAGCGGAGGAGGAAAGAGGAAGAGCCAAGAGCCAUCGCUACUGGCCGAAACUCGGCUCCAAGCACAGCUCAGCCACUUACGGGAAGUUCAAGGUGACCACCAAAUUCCGCACCGAUUCGGGUUGCUAUGCCACGACGGGUCUCAAGGUCAAGCACCUUCUGCUAGGGCAGGAGAAAACGGUGUGGCAUUUGCAGUACACCGACUGGCCGGAUCACGGUUGCCCAGAAGAACAAGGCUUUCUCUCCUACUUGGAAGAGAUCCAAUCUGUGCGACGCCACACCAACAGUGUCCUGGACAGCAGCAACAACUGCAACCCCCCAAUUGUAGUUCACUGCAGCGCCGGCGUGGGGAGGACGGGGGUCGUCAUUUUGACGGAGCUCAUGAUUGGCUGCUUGGAGCACAACGAGAGAGUGGAUGUUCCAGUGAUGCUGCAACACCUGAGGGAGCAAAGGAUGUUCAUGAUCCAAACCAUCGCUCAGUAUAAAUUUGUCUAUCAAGUCCUCAUCCUCUUCCUUCAAAACUCUAGACUCAUUUAACAGCCUCAGAAGAGACCCAGCUGUUUUCCCAUACAUGCAGCCUUCUGGAUCUGGCUGAGAAUCCCUCCCUCCAUGUUGUUGUGGGGGGCGGGGCGUGUUCUUUUGGCAGUAUUUUGUGACGAAUACGCAAAAUUGACAGUAGGGAGACCUUGUUCUUCCUACAAAUUAUUUUAUACGAGAUAAUUUAUUAUUAUUAUUUUUCCUCGCAAUGAUGUGUGAAUGUUCUUAAUUUGUGAAACACGUUAUGACUUUGGAAUUAUGGAAACACAUUUCAUAUGGCUGACCUUCUUUUUACAACCUGACAGUUCCUAUCUGACAGCGUUCUCUCGACUUUUGCGUUUCCGUACGACCUGGUAGGCUGUUUUUAUUCCUCAAUUUGGAGGGAUGCAACCUAUUUUCAGGGCAUAGAAGAGGUGACUCACAUUAAAAAAUAAUGGAUUUUGUCCGAAUCUAAAAGCAAGUAUCUUUUUCUAUACAGGCAACUCCCAAUUUACGCAGGGGUUACGUUCCAAUGCACCGCACAUAUAAAUGAAAUCAUGUUUUUUGAAACACCAUUGAAAAGGCUGCAAACACCCCAUUCAACCCCCACCUGAUUCUGCCCUCUUUUGUGACAUUAUUGUGAUGUUUUCGAGUCUCUUCUGCGUUCAGUGGGAUGCGUGUGUGUGCAGUCGCACACAUAUCAGAUGCGCCUAAAACAGAUGUUGCUCUGUGUGAUGUUGCAGCUUUUUACAGGGAAACAGCCUGGUUUUCCAGUCAACUCUUAACAUCCAGGUGAGCAGCAUUGGGCAGGAAUGCUCAUAAUGUCUUGGUGAUGGUUGAAAGCAAUACUUCUGUAUGUGUAGCCACAAAAAAAAGCUCAAAUGGUUUAAAUAGAAUCUGUCAUUGACAUUAUCCUCUAACACCCCAGACGCACUUCACUUCCUUUUUCUCCCAUAAAUGGUAUUGAAUCCUGGCUCAGGAAAACGAUUUCACUUGACUGAGCAAAGGAUCUUGUGAGUAGAAAUGGAUCACCUGGUCCUGUUUCUGGUUGUGUGUCAGUUUGUCACAUGUUUUGGCUAUCAGUUACAUUCCGCCUUGUUUUCACAUUAAAUCUGAUUAUUAUUUUUUUAGAAAAGUAAAACUCUGUACGAAAACUCAUAUUUAAAUACAAAUCUAAAUACGUAUUCUAAAUGUGUAUUUAACUGCAUAUCUUAUCGCAGAAGAAAUGUACGGGUUUCUAAAUGUAUUUUACUGUAAAAUGCAGAUUUCUCUUUUUUAAACAGACAAAUUUUUGGUACUUUAGCGUGUAGCAAAAUUUGGGAAAGUGCAAAAGCUGAAGAGUGAUGAUUUUCCAUUCCAUGCCUUUGUCCCCGGAAAGUGAGAAUGGGGUUUGUUUGCUUUAAAAAAUGCAGACAGGGCAAAAUCCACCCCCACCCAGGCCUAUCAGUGAGUUUAUGGAACAUUUGGGAUUGAAACCAGAACUGAUUUUGUGUGAAAACAGUAUGUGGAUUUAAUUCUGGUAAUGAUCACAAAUUCCUUGGCUGAGCACAUGCUCAGAGGCUCCCUUCUCUUUAAUUCUUAGUCUUUGUCUUCCCACUUUUUUCUCCCCUUAGUGGACAUCAGAGUUCUAGUACAAAAGAAAGUUUGAAGCCUGCUCAGGCCUUGUUCAGGGAACCAGCCACUGGGAAGUUCUUCUGUGCAGGCCCAAGAGAUUUCACAGCUCCCACUCAUUUCAACAGACCUCGUGGGUACCAUAAAUAUCCACUCUCUGAUUCCUAGAGUACAUUUUUAUGGUAAAGAAAUACUUUCGAACAUCAGAAGCUGCCUUGUAUUUUGAGCCAGACCUGUGCCCUCCUAGUCUAGACUGGCAGUGGCUGUCCGAUGGCCAUUCAACUGGGAAACCUGAUGAUUGGCCAUGGAAUUGUUUGCAGGAAGAAGGUGCUUUCCACUUCUAAGCUGUGCAUGGCCCCUCCUUCAAUGAUGAUGUUCUGUCAGUUGUUCUUUGGCCUUCUGUUUGUUUGUUUCUUUGCAUGCCGUCAAUUUCAGGCAAUAGUGCUUAAGCAGCUAUUGCUGAGGUUGGCAGGCAGCUGGUACCCUUCUUCCCCAAGAGCAACAUUGGAUGUAACAAAAGAAAGCAGGGACAAAUCCCAGUUUUUAUUCAUUUAACCAGUCGUAUGCAUUUUAAUUUCAUUUGUUGAGUGUGAAUAAAAAACACUGGGUGGAACUCGAUGUUGCGCAAAGGUGACAGUUCCGCCAGUUCAGACAUUACUGUAUUAAAUCUCCCUUCUCCUCUGCCAUCACUGGGGGUUCUCCCAGUCUUCCCAAGCAGAUGUGGGAAGGCAUGAGGGGUGUUGUGUGGGGAGGACAAAGAAUGGGGGGUGGGGCGGGGAGUCCAAUUGCACUACAGAACUCAUUGUGCUGGGUUCUACUUAGCUCAGUGUUUCUCAACCUGUGGGUACCCAGAUGUUGUUGGACUACAACUCCCAUCAUUCCUAGCCAGCAUGACCAGUGGUCAGGGAAGAUGGGAGCUGUACUCCAACAACAUCUGGGGAUCCACAGGUUGAGAACCGCUGAUUAGCUGAAGCCAGCCCUCAAUUUCUGAAGCAAAGAAAUGAGUUCCCUUUAUGUUUAGGUAAUGGACACAAACAUCAUAGCAGAGCUCAUCUUAGAACAGGCAUUCUCUUCUGCGUAAGAGAAAAGGAGAAAUGUGUAUUUUUAAGAUGGUGAUGGCUUCCUAUCUGUACCCUUUUAUAAGUACUGGUACAUAAUCAAGCUGCACACUUUGACCUUUAGAGCAGAUCUAUGGAGGGAGGUGGAGGAAUACAUCAUGGAGGGAGUUCCAUUGUUCUCCCCCACCCACUUUUUAUUUGUUAGGCUUUUCCUCUUCCAUUGGAAGAAAUGAAAGGUUUUUGUUAUUUUAAUCCCAUGGAAAUCCAGUGGGAGGGAAAAUAACUCCAUCCGUGUAGUCUCUCUCCCUUCCCCCAGGCUCCAAUUCUGGGGGCCAAUUUCGACAAUGACGGGGCUUUGAAUCUACUAGAUCCGGAUCUGCCACUGAUGUGACCUUUUUUUUAACCCUUUCACCCUUGAGACACCAAUGACAUUUCAGUGCCACCCAUGACAUUCAUUCAGUGACAGGAGGCCUGUAGCCACAGACUUCCAUUUCAGAUUGCAGAGAGGCACAGUUUCCAGUGGGACUCCCAACUGCCCUUCUUGGGAGCUUAGGAUUUCUCCCUGAAAGUGAUGUUUUUAAUUGACGAAUCAAUCAGACUUUAUACCUCCUAAUGAAAUGGUAGACCACAUUGAGAUACUUCAAGUUGCCCCCAAAAUGAUUAAGUGAAGAAAGCACAGGGAAAGCCUCUUGCUGAUGCACCUUUAGAAAUUCUGCUGCUUCCUUAGUUAACUCCAAUUUUCAGUCCAGCAUCUCCUUGCCGAUGCCAACAUAUCUCUUGUUAAAUUAGCUGCAACCAUUUAAAGUCUUUUAGUGGCAUCUGCAUGAUAAUUGCACAGAGACGCUUUGUAUCUGGGAAGCCGGCCAAGGAAUAAACCUUGAAGCAAAGUGUAUUAAAUUAGUUAUCUCAUUAUAGCUUUUUGAAUAAUUUCCUAAUGAUGAAUUAAGUUUGAACCCAGAGCUGUCAAGUCCCAUUGCUCCAUUUGGCCUGACAGGUAGGGAGUAAGAUGGGGGAAAUCAACCACUCUGAGGUCUGAUUAUGACGAGAUCUGGGUUGGAAUGGGUAUAUUCUUGGCUUUUCUGGAAGUGCACAAACAAAAAAAGAGCCAUAUUUAAUAAGCAGGCAUAAUGGAUGCUAAAAGGGAGAAGUCGAUGCAAAGCCGCCAAGGCUUUUUGUCACAGUGCACA
Podarcis muralis (Common wall lizard) is the source of this 8298-nucleotide messenger RNA. RefSeq names its product protein tyrosine phosphatase non-receptor type 14 (gene PTPN14). NCBI's taxonomy places the organism in Eukaryota, Metazoa, Chordata, Lepidosauria, Squamata, Lacertidae. The record is from RefSeq and is a predicted model, not a curated record. Gene Ontology annotation, biological process: protein dephosphorylation; lymphangiogenesis. Gene Ontology annotation, cellular component: cytoskeleton; cytoplasm. Gene Ontology annotation, molecular function: protein tyrosine phosphatase activity.